Torulaspora delbrueckii is the source of this 795-nucleotide messenger RNA. RefSeq names its product H(+)-transporting V1 sector ATPase subunit D (gene VMA8). Gene Ontology annotation, biological process: vacuolar acidification. The record is from RefSeq and is a predicted model, not a curated record. Gene Ontology annotation, molecular function: proton-transporting ATPase activity, rotational mechanism. Bases 1 to 795 code for a protein of 264 amino acids. NCBI's taxonomy places the organism in Eukaryota, Fungi, Ascomycota, Saccharomycetes, Saccharomycetales, Saccharomycetaceae. The transcript has a single exon. Gene Ontology annotation, cellular component: vacuolar proton-transporting V-type ATPase complex; fungal-type vacuole membrane.
AUGUCUGGCACAAGAGAACAGGUCUUCCCUACGCGUAUGACGCUAGGGUUGAUGAAAACGAAGCUAAAAGGUGCAAACCAGGGUUAUUCGCUGUUAAAACGUAAGUCUGAGGCUUUGACCAAGCGGUUUCGUGAUAUUACGAAGCGAAUUGAUGAUGCCAAGCAAAAGAUGGGUCGUGUUAUGCAAACUGCCGCGUUUUCGUUAGCAGAAGUCUCGUACGCAACAGGUGAGAACAUAGGAUACCAAGUGCAAGAAAGUGUUUCUAAUGCUAGAUUCAAGGUUAAAGCUCGCCAAGAGAAUGUUAGUGGUGUUUACCUACCACAAUUCGAGUCGUAUAUUGAUGCCAAUAUCAAUGAUUUCAAAUUGACGGGUCUGGGACGUGGUGGUCAACAAGUCCAGCGUGCCAAGGAGAUUUACUCCAAAGCUGUGGAGACCUUGGUGGAAUUGGCUUCAUUACAGACCGCAUUUAUCAUCCUGGAUGAAGUUAUCAAAGUGACAAAUAGAAGAGUCAAUGCUAUUGAGCAUGUCAUUAUCCCAAGAACCGAGAACACCAUUGCUUACAUCAACAGUGAAUUGGAUGAAUUGGACAGAGAAGAGUUUUAUAGAUUGAAGAAGGUGCAAGAGAAGAAACAGCUCGAGACAGCUCGAUUAGAUGCUGAGAUGAAAGAGGCGAAAUUGGCUAAGCAACAACAGCAAGAAGGAUCACACAAUGAAGUGAAUAAAGACGAUGACACUGCGGCUGAUGCCCAAUCUGCAACGGUCGUAGAAGAACAAGAGGAAGAUGUCAUAUUUUAG